Messenger RNA from Malania oleifera, 1374 nucleotides. RefSeq names its product protein ACCELERATED CELL DEATH 6-like. The record is from RefSeq and is a predicted model, not a curated record. Gene Ontology annotation, molecular function: protein phosphatase 1 binding; protein phosphatase regulator activity. Gene Ontology annotation, cellular component: plasma membrane. NCBI's taxonomy places the organism in Eukaryota, Viridiplantae, Streptophyta, Magnoliopsida, Santalales, Ximeniaceae. The coding region runs from base 1 to 1374 and encodes 457 amino acids. The transcript has 5 exons.
AUGGUUUUCAUUCCUCAACGUGAACCUCACUGCAAAAAUGUCAUCCAUGCACCAUCAUUCCUUGGAUCUGAUCUCAUUAUUGUUGGGUUCACAUGUCAAUUCCUGAUUCUGCGAACAGCUCUCCAACGACCCCAUAGUGACAUAAGUUGUGCAGAACAACUGCUAGACAAACAGCCUGAUCUCAUAACCCAAGAAGAUGAGUUUAGAAGGACAGCCCUACACUAUGCUGCGACUGAUCAAUCAUCAUCAGAAUUUACAAAAUGGUUGCUAGAGAAAGAUGCAGGUCUUGCAUACAAAGGUGACGCGAAGGGCCUUACGCCUUUACAUUUAGCUGCAGGAAUUAGUGCAAUGGAAAACAUAAGAGCCAUACUUGAUUUCUGUCCAGACUCCGUGGAGUCACUUGACCGGGAUGGCCGACACCCGCUUCACCUUGCCGCUGCAUCUGGCAAGCUUGGCUCUGUCCGAGAGUUACUGAAAAUUCCAGAGAUGAGAUCGCUUUUAAACAGAACCGACGAGAAUGGAAGCACUCCCCUUCAUCUUGCAAUCCAGAAUAAGCAUUUUCCUGUGAUCAAGGAACUCCUAGAAACCAAGUGGGUCGAUGCCUCGGCUGAAAGUAAGAAGGGUAUCUCAUUUUCCGGUCUUUGCGAAUCUGAUCCGGAAUUCCGAAUUUACGUUGAUAAGAAUUUCUUGCUGUUGUCAUUCUUACAUCAAAAGGCACCUCAACAACGACAGAAACCCAUUGUGUGGGAGAAUUUAUGUGGAGAGAAAACUACUGAAUCCCAUAAAUCAAAAUCAGAAGAAAUAUUGAAGGGGUACUUGAAACAAAGGGCCAAUAGUUUGUCAGUGGUUGCUGCACUCCUCACAACCAUAGCCUUUGCGGCUGCAUUCACAAUACCUGGCGGCUUCAAGAAUAAUCCUCCCCACCCGGGCCACGCGGUCCUAGGAAAGCAAGCGGUGCUGCAUAUAUUUGUGUUUGCGGAUACCUUGGCAGUGUGCUUUGCCAUACUUGUGGUAUUUCUCCUUAUAUGGGAACAAGAAGACGACAUCACGGUUUUGGACAGGCGAAUUCGUUGUAGCGUCGAACUGUUGCUUGCCGCACUCUGUGGAACAUUGAUGGCUUUCAUGAGCGGGUUGUAUGCGGUGAUUUCUGCAGAAGCUUUGUGGCUCGCCAUUCUUAUUUGCACCAUUGGCUCUGAUCCCUUUCUUGAAGACUUGAGCAAUUUUGGCUGGAGGUCAGAUCACUGUUCUCUUCCGCUUGUAAACAAUUGUUGGUUUGUAGUUUCUGAAAUUGUGCUUUCAUUAGUGGAAAAAGGAGAUGAAGGAAAAGCUGAGAGGGAAAAUUAUCCUGUUUUGCUUUUUGGUAAUGGGUUGUAA